This is a messenger RNA of Caenorhabditis bovis, 486 nucleotides long. The record is from the annotation of a GenBank genome assembly. Lineage: Eukaryota; Metazoa; Nematoda; Chromadorea; Rhabditida; Rhabditidae.
AUGAGUAGAAUUGGUCUUUCGCACUUAUCGUCUUCUGCGCGGAACAGUCCAUUCGGCACUGAAAAGAUAUUGGAGGGAAAAAAGAAAAUUAAUAUUAGUCCGAUUAAGUCAGUAAAACAAGAUUUGAAAUACAAGCCUCUUGUUCCUUCGCCGCUCGUCACUUCACCAUUUUGUUAUGCUGCAAAUAAAGAAAAUGCAACAACUCAAACUCAUUCUAACCAGACAGAAUCAAUUUCUAUUCAAACUAAUGUAACAAUUCCUAAUAAGACACCAAUUAUUACUGAUGAAGAUUUGUGCUCAGAGAAGCCCACAGCUGCCUACUGUCAGGUACUUGCUGAACGAAUGAGCAAGGAUAUCGAAGAGCUUUUGCGGAGAAAUUUGGAGCUCACGCGCCAACUUGGCGAUAUUAAAACAGAAAUCAAGAGCGUCGAAAAUGACAUAGAAAUUCUUGAAGAAGUCGUCGUCGAAAUUGAUGACGAUGAAUAA